GUCAAAAAGAAGUUUCUUUUGUUUUUCUAUAAAACACAAAACAAUUCUCUCUUCUGUAGAUUCCUUCCUUGCACUGAUUUAACAGCACACAAAAUCUAAACCUAAAAAAUCAAAAUUGAAAGGGAAAAAAAUGGUGAAAUUCUUGUUUUCAGUGAUAAUUCUGUUCUUUCUAUUAUCGGUAUGUUCUGGUAGGAAUAUUGAAGAAGAUGGUGUAAUUAGAUUACCUUCUGAAGUCAAAGAAUUUAUUAAUGGUAAAAACAUCGAUGAUGAUUCUGUCGGUGGAACUAGAUGGGCUGUUUUAAUUGCUGGUUCUAGUGGGUAUUGGAAUUACAGACAUCAGGCGGAUGUCUGUCAUGCUUAUCAAGUCCUGAAAAGAGGUGGAGUAAAAGAGGAAAACAUUGUUGUUUUUAUGUAUGAUGACAUCGCGCUCAACGAGGAAAACCCUAGGCCUGGUGUCAUUAUUAACCACCCUAAAGGUGAAGACGUUUAUGCUGGAGUGCCGAAGGAUUAUACAGGGCGCGAUGUUACUGCUCACAACUUUUACUCAGUUCUCCUUGGAAAUAAAACUGCUGUUAAAGGGGGUAGUGGCAAGGUUAUUGAUAGUGGUCCGAACGAUCACAUCUUUAUCUAUUACAGUGAUCAUGGUGGUCCUGGGGUGCUUGGGAUGCCAACCUAUCCUUACCUUUACGCAGAUGAUCUGGUUAAUGUAUUGAAGCAAAAGCAUUCAUUAGGAGCAUAUAAAAGCUUGGUGUUCUAUCUCGAAGCUUGUGAAUCUGGAAGUAUUUUUGAGGGUAUUCUUCCUAAUGGGUUAAAUAUUUAUGCAACCACAGCAUCAAAUGCAGAAGAGAGCAGCUGGGGAACCUACUGUCCUGGAGAGUUCCCUAGUCCUCCUUCAGAAUAUGAGACCUGUCUGGGAGAUUUGUACAGUGUUGCUUGGAUGGAAGACAGUGACGUACAUAAUUUGCGAAGUGAAACUCUGAAGCAGCAAUAUCAUCUGGUUAAAGAAAGGACUCAAAAUGCAAAUUCUGCCUAUGGGUCCCACGUAAUGCAGUAUGGAGACCUCGAAGUUAGCAAGGAAGAUCUGUUUCUAUACAUGGGUACCAAUCCGGCAAAUGAUAACAAUAAGUUCAUUGGACAGAACUCAUUGCCUACACUUUCAGGGUCUGUUAACCAACGGGAAGCAGAUCUCAUUCAUUUCUGGCACAAGUACCGAAAAGCCCCUGAAGGUUCUCAGAGGAAAGCUGACGCACAAAAGCAGUUUGUAGAGGUAAUGGCUCACCGAAUGCACGUCGACCACAGCAUUAAACUCAUUGGAAAGCUUCUAUUUGGGUUUGAAAAAGGUCCUCAAGUACUUGAAGCUGUUCGUCCUGCUGGACAGCCCCUUGUAGAUGACUGGGACUGUCUUAAGACCAUGGUGAGGACCUUUGAGACCCAGUGUGGGUCUCUGUCACAGUACGGAAUGAAACAUAUGAGAUCUGUAGCAAACAUUUGCAAUGCAGGAAUUAAGAAAGAACAGAUGGCUGAGGCCGCAUCUCAAGCUUGUGUUACCAUUCCUCAUGGCUCAUGGAGCUCAACUCACCAGGGUUUCAGCGCGUAAUUGAAUGCGGAGGAUUGAUCUUGCUUAAAAAAGAUUACCGCAAUUUCAGUUACUCUUGUGUAAGUAUCUGUCUAGUUGGUGCUUACAGCAAUGUCUAUAUCGGUAUUGUUUGUGAUGCUUGUUCCAUUUUGUAAAUACAAGCCCUCGGAACAAACCAAAAUAUAAAGGUGUGUAAUGAACUAAUGCUCUGCUUAAAAAUGUAAAUAAUGCUAAUUUGCUUUGAAAGUUUACUACUGUUCGAGAUGUAACAAUAUCUGGCUGUUUCGACAAUGAACUAAACUUUGUGUAUAUUAUUAUUAUACUGAGUAAGCAAAA
This is a messenger RNA of Papaver somniferum (opium poppy), 1912 nucleotides long. RefSeq names its product vacuolar-processing enzyme-like. Bases 131 to 1597 code for a protein of 488 amino acids. The transcript is spliced from 9 exons. NCBI's taxonomy places the organism in Eukaryota, Viridiplantae, Streptophyta, Magnoliopsida, Ranunculales, Papaveraceae. Gene Ontology annotation, biological process: vacuolar protein processing. The record is from RefSeq and is a predicted model, not a curated record. Gene Ontology annotation, molecular function: cysteine-type endopeptidase activity.